UGCCGCCUGCACUUUGCAGACACUCCCUGACGAGCGGGGCUGCAGCUGCCGCCGCCGCCCUUUGUAGACGUUCCCUGGCGAGCCUGGAGCCCGUCGCCUCCCCCCCCACGCGGGGCUGCCGGGCCCUCCGGGCGGCAUGGCAAGAUGGCUGCAGCCAGCCCUGGCACCUACUUGGCCCUGAACUGCCCGGCUAGGGAGCCUUGCCAGCCUUCCCUCCGUCCAGCCAGAGUCCAGUCCUGGGAGCCAUGGCCCCCAGCAGGGAACGACGGGUCACGAUGAUCCAGAUGGUCCGAGGGCUGCCCCUGGCCUCCUCCCUGCUGCUGCUGGUGCUCUGCUGUCUGUGGGUGUUGGGGGCUGGCCCGAGCUUGGCCCUGGACCUAGACCUGCUGCUUGGACAUUGGCAGGUGUACCGGCUGCUGACCUUCCCACUGGGCCACACGGCCCUCCCGGCCCUGCUGCUGAGCCUGCUUCUCUUCCCCACCCUGGGCUGGUACCAGGAGAGCCACCUGGGCACCCUGCGCUACGUCCACGCCUCGGCCCUGGGCGCCCUGGCCACCGGGCUGUUCUACCUGCUUCUGGCCGGCCUCGGGGUGCCUGGGGCAGGCGGCAGGGGCUGCGGCUACACGCCCGUCCACCUGGCUCUGCUGGCGGCCCAGCACCGGAGCCGGACCAGGCUGCCCGGGGGGGUGGUCCCACCUCUGCUGCUGCUGGCCCUCAUGCACCUGGUGAGCUCCGAGCCCCCCUUCCUGCUUCAGCUGUGCGGCCUCCUCGCGGGCCUGGCCUACUCUGCUGGGGUCUUCCGCCGGCUGGAGCUCUCGGAGCGCCGGCUCCAGGCCCUGCAGAGGGCUGGUGUCUGCAGGGCGCUGGAGGGGAGCUGCUUGCUGUGUUUCAUCCCAGCCCCAGGCAGCCCGCUGGAGCUGCCCGUCCUCCACCCUGCUGGGCUGAGGCAUCCAGAUCCCGGACCUCUUGGCAGUUUGGUGCCGGGCCUCUGGGCCCCAGACCCCCUGUCUCCUGGCCUGGGGGCUGGGCCCUCCUUGUUUGAAGGGGCCCCUUCGUGGGAUGCCCCCAGCCUCCCUCUGGAGACCCCGCUCUGGAGCCAGGGUGACAUCAUGAACGAGGAGCUGCUGCAGGCCGCCAUCCAUGCCUCCCUCCAGGACGCGCCCCUGCGGGCUACGGAGGAGCUGAGGUUGUCCAAGUCAUCGGUCUCUUCCCUGAGGCUGCAGCAGCUGGAGCGCAUGGGAUUCUCCAUGGAGCAGGCAGUGGUGGCGCUUGCAGCCACAGGGCGCGUGGAAGGGGCCGUCUCGCUUCUGGUUGAGGGGCAGGUGGGCGAUGCAGCCCAGGUGACCAGAAGUGAGCCUCCCAGGGAGGGCCCCCUUCCACCUGCCCAGAAACAGGAGCCCGCCAGGCCUUAAGGAGCGUCCCCCUGAUGGCUGCACUGGAGUGGGAACAGAGGGGGCAGCCUGUGUGCGUAUGGAGGGGUGUCAGGGUACAGGCUACUCUCAGAGGCCAUCCGAUCAGCUCCCAGCAAAACACACACACACACACACACACACACACACAC
Messenger RNA from Vombatus ursinus (common wombat), 1561 nucleotides. It is a transcript of the gene RHBDD3, whose product is annotated as rhomboid domain containing 3. Gene Ontology annotation, molecular function: serine-type endopeptidase activity; protein binding. The record is from RefSeq and is a predicted model, not a curated record. Lineage: Eukaryota; Metazoa; Chordata; Mammalia; Diprotodontia; Vombatidae. The transcript has 6 exons. The coding region runs from base 246 to 1412 and encodes 388 amino acids. Gene Ontology annotation, cellular component: membrane.